This is a messenger RNA of Aspergillus pseudotamarii, 528 nucleotides long. RefSeq lists its product as uncharacterized. Lineage: Eukaryota; Fungi; Ascomycota; Eurotiomycetes; Eurotiales; Aspergillaceae. The transcript has 2 exons. The record is from RefSeq and is a predicted model, not a curated record. The coding region runs from base 49 to 528 and encodes 159 amino acids.
GCUUCAUGAAUCUUGACCUAUAUUAUUUAUUUCACACGCAUUGAUAACAUGAAGUAUUCGAUGCUCUCAAUCGCGGCCAUUGUCGCCCCUGCCCUGGGAAAUCCAGCCUACUUCUGGCGACAGUAUGUCCCUCAUCGAAUCCAUCCUGCUAAUGCUGGUACCAUCGACAUCACGAACUAUGUCCCAAUCAAUGUGCACGUGGAUGUAGAACCACAGGGAUAUCAGUACACUGUUGUACCUGGGGGGCAGCAAUCGGUUCCAGGUGCACCAGUCGCGGACGUGAAAUUUAACGGUCAAGUAGAAGUGAGCUAUGUUUCCGGUGAUCAAGGCACGUUUAACUAUGUCAUCAAUCCAAUUGGGGGUGGUUUCCCUGGAUGUGUCAAUGUUUCACCCAACGGAUGUGGUUCUUUGACCUGGUGUCCUGGAGAACCUCCGACAAACCCAGUGACCUGCCCUGCUGGUACUGAGCUCCCUGUAACCUUGUAUUCACCUAGCUAUAUGUGGAGGGAACGUGAAUUCCUGCUGUAA